Ostertagia ostertagi is the source of this 342-nucleotide messenger RNA. NCBI's taxonomy places the organism in Eukaryota, Metazoa, Nematoda, Chromadorea, Rhabditida, Trichostrongylidae. The record is from the annotation of a GenBank genome assembly.
AUGGCUCAGCGCGUCACUUAUAGACGUAGGUUGUCAUACAACACUAAGUCGAAUAAAUGUAAAAUCGUGAAAACUCCUGGCGGUAGGCUGAUUUACCAGUACUUGAAGAAGCGCGGAUCAGUGCCAAAAUGCAAGGACACCGGCGUCAAGCUUCAUGGAAUUACUCCUGCUCGUCCACGUGAGCUUACUAGACUGAAGAAGAACCCAGAAGAACUGUCUCCCGCACGUAUGGAGGAUGUCUGUCUCGCUAAUGCUGUGAAGGAGCGUAUCAUCCGUUCAUUCCUCCUUGAAGAGCAGAAGAUUGUUUCAAAGGUUCUCAAGUCCCGAAGAGGAGCCGAAUAA